Messenger RNA from Penaeus vannamei (Pacific white shrimp), 968 nucleotides. The record is from RefSeq and is a predicted model, not a curated record. NCBI's taxonomy places the organism in Eukaryota, Metazoa, Arthropoda, Malacostraca, Decapoda, Penaeidae.
UGAUCGGCAUGAGUGAGUGUCAGACCCGCAUCAAGCAGCUGGUGGACGAUGCCAAGCAGAUGGCCGGCCUGCCCCAGGACACCACCCUCGAGGGCCUGGGUCUCUGCCUGAGUGGCUGUGAGGAUGAGGAAGGCAACCGUGACAUGGCAGCUGCACUCAUGAAGCGUUACCCGGACCUUGCCCGCCACGUCAUUGUUUCUUCUGACACCAAGGGUUCCAUCGCAACCGCUUGUCAGAAUGGUGGUAUUGUCCUUAUUAGUGGCACCGGAAGCAAUGCACUUCUCCUAAACCCAGAUGGCAAGACUUAUCGCUGUGGAGGCUGGGGUCAUCUCCUUGGUGAUGAAGGAGGAGCUUACUGGAUUGCUGCUAGAGCUGUCAAGUUGUUGUUUGAUGAGGACGACAACCUAAUUGAUCCACCAUUUAACACCGCCCAGCUACGAGACAUUGUAUACACUCACUUUGAACUAAAAGACAGAGGUAGCCUCUACUCAGCCCCCUUCUCGCACUGUACCUCUCACUACAAACCAGGCAGGCCAAUGCUUGGUCAGGCCACAAAUAAGGAUUUUGCUACCCACUUGCGUAAGCAAACAGCAUAUGAGGAACGCAUCCAUAUAGACAGAUUUGGUAUGCUGCAACACUGUUAUCAGUCCUUUGAGAAGGCAAAGUUUGCUAGUCUGACAGCCAAGAUCAGUCAGGGAGCCUCCAAUGGUGAUGCUAUGUGUGCACGGAUUCUCUAUGAUGCUGGCUUUGCUCUUGGUCGUCACAUUGCUGCUUUGUCAAGGAACAUUCAUGAGGCACUGUUGUUCACAGAAGACGGGCUUCAGAUUGUGUGUUCAGGAUCAGUGUGGAAAGCCUGGGAACACCUCAGGCCAGGAUUUGUUGAUGGGAUCCAUCCAAGAUGCGAAAAAGACAGGGUCAUUCCCAAGUACACACUCCUCAGACUUGCGGUAUGGUAUAUUGGUUAUUAA